Molecule: messenger RNA, 1102 nt
Organism: Dryobates pubescens (Downy woodpecker)
Lineage: Eukaryota; Metazoa; Chordata; Aves; Piciformes; Picidae
Product: cystatin-B
Exons: 3
Coding region: 61-357 (98 amino acids)
Cellular component (GO): cytosol
Molecular function (GO): cysteine-type endopeptidase inhibitor activity
Source: RefSeq, a predicted model, not a curated record
CCGCCCCGCCCGCGGCACCGCCCGGGCGCUGGCAGCGGGGCGGAAGGCAGCGGCUGCGGCAUGUUGUGCGGCGGCGCCUCGGCGGCGCGGGCCGCCACCGACGAGACACAGCGCAUCGCCGACGAGGUGAAGCCUCAGCUGGAAGAAAAAGAAGGGAAAACAUUUGAUGUGUUCACUGCAGUGGAGUUUAAAACUCAGGUGGUUGCUGGAACCAACUACUUCAUCAAGGUCCACGUUGGCAAUGAGGACUUCGUGCACCUGCGGGUGUUCAAAAGCCUUCCUCACGAGAACAAGCCUCUCAGUCUCCACAGCUACCAGAGCAGCAAGGCAAAGCAUGAUGAACUCUCUUAUUUCUAGCCAGCUUAUCUUGUGGUUUCUAUAAUGGUUUCUUGUGUGUGCUUUCUGGAGGCUGCACAGUGUUGAUUCCUGUGCCCACAGAGGAGCAAUGAAAGUGUCUCCUUUUGAAACUUAAUGCUGGAGGAAAUAAAAAUCCAUUUCUGUUCUGCUACUCCCUGUGCACUACCUAACCAAUGGAGCUGCACAGCUCUGCUUUCACCUGCACUAACUCUAUCCCACAGAGCUGCACUGGCCUUAGUGCAUCUUAACUGGAAUUCUGUGGCUGGCUCCUAUUGGUGGAGUUGCUUGGUGAGGGAAUUGAAGGGGGAGUGACAGUCAGCUCUUCACAGCAAAGAGCAAGAGGAAACCCAGAAUCUUUUCUGUGCUGGUUUGCAGCUGUCCCUGUAUCUGUAGGUUUAACGUGGACUCUGUGUGUCAUUGGCAAGGGCCUGCAGAGAGACUCGAGAUGAAGCGUUAGAGGAAGCGGAGGGGGAUUAGAGUCUAAUGAAACGCGUAACAUUCCCUUGGUAACGGCGUUUAGCCUCUGGGAGCAGGUGCAUGCAAGGACCAGCAGAGGGCGCACGAGUUGAGGCAAACCCCAGCCUCUCAAUUCCCUCAGUCCGAAGGGAAAGUGCUGGAAAGGAAUUCGAGAUGGACAAAGAUUUCUCUGCUAAUAAAUACUCCCCAUGAACUGCCGUGCUGUAGGUGACUGCUGAGGUCUUGCUCGAUGGACAAACACUUCUGUGCUAAUAAAUACUCCCCAUGA